Molecule: messenger RNA, 2889 nt
Organism: Oncorhynchus mykiss (rainbow trout)
Lineage: Eukaryota; Metazoa; Chordata; Actinopteri; Salmoniformes; Salmonidae
Source: RefSeq, a predicted model, not a curated record
ACGUCUUCCCCAGCUGAAGGAGUUUUUAAUUAUUUUUUUACCCCAGCUGAAGGAGUGCAGUCGGCACACUAGCACAACAUCAGCGAAUUGGUUGAAGACACGAACGUAUAGCUCGAAUUUGCAAACGUUGAUUCUGUUACUUGGUCAGGGAACUCUGGAAAAAAUAACGUCAAAUCAUGGCGUCAGUGAUCUUCAGAUUGGCGCUCUAAAACAGUGGUUCCCAACCAGGGUUACUUGGAUCCCUGGUGUUACUUGGCCUAUCCGCAGGGGUUAUUUGAGAUGAGAACAUAAGCCAACUGUUAAUCAUGGCACGCCAGCUACAUGCUCGCAGAAUCGAGGGAAUUGACAAAAAUAUAUGGGUUGAUUUUACGCAGCUGGCUGCUGACUACAAGGUGGUGAAUCUAGGCCAGGGCUUUCCUGACUUCUCCCCUCCAAGCUACAUCCAAGAGGCCCUCUGCAAAGCAGUCAACGGAGGAUGUUCAAUGCAUCAGUACACACAUGCUUUCGGCCAUCCCCCUCUUGUGUCGAUCCUGGCUAAGUUCUUUGGUAGAGUCGUGGGACAUGAGAUUGAUGCUUUCGAGGACAUCCUGGUCACUGUCGGAGCCUACCAGGCUCUCUUCUGCACCUUUCAAGCCCUGGUCGAUGAAGAAGAUGAGGUCAUCAUUAUUGAGCCUUUUUUCGACUGCUAUCAGCCAAUGGUGAAGAUGGCAGGAGGAAAAGGUGUCUAUGUGCCACUGAGGCCCAGAGUGGAGGGGGGCAAGGCCCUGACUAGUGCAGACUGGGUCCUAUCUUCUGAGGAGUUGGCCAGUAAAUUCAACCCACGCACCAAAGCCAUCGUCAUCAACACUCCCAACAAUCCAUUAGGCAAGGUGUAUAAGAGGGAGGAGCUCCAAGUGAUUGCUGACCUGUGUAUAAAGCACGAUGUGGUGUGUAUCAGUGACGAGGUGUACGAGUGGCUGACUUAUGACGGUGCCAAGCACGUGAAGAUAGCCAGUCUUCCUGGGAUGUGGGAGCGGACUGUCACGAUAGGAAGCGGAGGAAAGAGCUUCAGUGCUACAGGGUGGAAGGUUGGCUGGGCUAUUGGAGCAGGGCCCAUUGUAAAGCACCUGAAGACCGUCCAUCAGAACUCUGUGUACCACUGUGCCACGGCCGCUCAGGAGGCGGUGGCCCAAGGUUUCCAGAGAGAGUACGAGCUCUUUGGGACGCCAGAGAGUUACUUCCUGCAGCUGCCUGAGAUGCUGAAUCAAAAGAGGAAGAAGCUGGCGACCUGUCUGGAGAGUGUUGGCCUGCAGCCCAUUCUGCCCGAGGGAGGCUACUUCAUGAUAUCAGACAUCUCCUCUCUCAAGGUUGACUUGAAUGAUCCAAGCACUCAGGAUGAACCUCAUGACUACAGAUUUGUCAAGUGGCUCAUUAAAGAGAAGGGUUUGGCCACUAUCCCUGUCUCGGCUUUCUACAGCCCUGAGCACCGCAAGGACUUCCAAAACUACAUUCGGUUCUGCUUCGUCAAGGAGGACUCGACAUUGAACGCUGCUGAGGAUAUCCUCAGAAAGUGGAGUGACUUAAAAUGAAGAAGGCACACAGACAACCCUUCCUGUUUUACCUUUAUCCACCCUAGCUCAACUUAAGUCUGCUCCGUUGAACCGAGCCAUAUUCAACACCUCUGGAUUUGUUUACACUAUGUAGUACUGUAGGAAUAGACCUCUAGGAUGUUUUCCUUUGUCAACGUACACUGAGUGUCCUGAACAUCUUCCUAAUAUUGAGUCGCACACCUUUUUGCCCUCAGAACAGCCUCAAUUUGUUGUGGCAUGCUCUUAUCCAAAGCUUUCCACAGGGAUGCUGGCCCAUGUUGACUCCAAUGCUUCCCAAAGUUGUCGAUUUGGCUGGAUGGCCGUCAGGUGGUGGACCAUUCUUGAUACAUAUGGGAAACUGUUGAGCGUGAAAAACCUAGCAGCGUCGCAGUUCUUGACACAAACCGGUUCUCCUGGCACCUACUUUCCAUAACCCAUUGAGGCACUUAAACAUUUUGUCUUGCCUAUUAACCCUCUGAAUGGCACACAUACACAAUCCAUGUCUCAAUUGUCUCAAGGCUUAAUAAUCGUUCUUUAACCUUUCUCCUCCACUUCAUCUACACUGAUUUUUGAAGUGGAUGGCCCAUAGCUUUCACCUGGAUUCAGCUGGUCAGUCUGUCAUGGAAAGAGCAGAUGUUCCUAAUGUUUUGGACACUGUAUAUCUACAAUGUCAUGAAGGCAUAUGUCGGCGUAGUCAGUCACACUCCCAGUUCUGAUUGUUCUAGUUGGCUGUUUUUUUUUUUUGUGUGUUUUUUUCCAAAUCUGUCCUGAUACGGUAGUAAUCAACCACUUAGAGUAAUCAUCCGUCCUGCAUGUAUGUGAUCACCAUCCAGAGUGCACUAUAAUGUGAUCACAUUACUGUUGAUCUGAAUAUUUUUGUUUAACUGCUCUGAAUGACAUUAAUGCACAUUUAAAAAAUGAGACCAAGGGAAAGAUGUGCAUUGAAUUUGCUGUCUUUGGUAGACAUCACUGUAUUUGAUGCUGUAAGGUUCUAAUUCUGAGUCUCCCCUUAUCAAUGCCUGCCACAUGUAAUCGCUUCCCUGCACUCAACACAUUUCAAGCUUAGUUGCACAAAUUAUUUACCUUCCUCCUAUAACCAUUAACUUCUGGUGUAGACCCUCUAAACCUCAGCACUCUCUCAGUAACAUGAAGUAGAUUUCAUAUUCUCAGAACCCAACACUGUCCUUCAAUCUUUUAGUUAUUUUUUAUUUUUUUUGUAUUAUCAACUGGUGGUCUACUCCUCAGAGAAAUUGUCCCAAAGUGUGCUUAUUUGCAUAAAACUGUAUGCUGAUCUUGUAAAAAUAAAGAGUUUUGAAGGCUA